This is a messenger RNA of Ilex paraguariensis (yerba mate), 1184 nucleotides long. NCBI's taxonomy places the organism in Eukaryota, Viridiplantae, Streptophyta, Magnoliopsida, Aquifoliales, Aquifoliaceae. The record is from the annotation of a GenBank genome assembly.
AUUGUGUUAGUUUUUAAGGUUGUAGGUUGCGUGUGGGGGCGUAGUGGCAGAUGCGAUUGAGAGGAGUAAUUUCAUGCCGCCGGAGCCAUUGUCUUGGGAUCGGAAGGAUUUCUUCAAGGAGAGGAAGCACGAGAGGUCUUCGGACUCCGUAGGGAUCGUUUCCAGAUGGAGAGAGUCUUCGCACCAUGGCCCCUCUCGCUGGGGAUCCAACGAAUUCAACAGACCGACUGGUCAUGGUAAGCAGGGUGGCUGGUACCUGUAUUCUGAAGAACCUAGACAUCGGUUGCUGCCGGCUCCGUCCAACAACAAGAAUCUGGAAGAUGACCGGCCAUCUGGGCCUUGUGGGGAUGGAAAAUAUGGCACAAAUUGGAGGGAUAGGAGGGAGUCCUUUAGCCAGAAGGAAUGGAAAGGUCAAUAUUGGGAAAAUCCUGCAUCUCCGCUUGGUCUGGAGUCUCUGGACAGGCCGUCUGCUGUGAAUGAUCAGAGGUCAGUGGACAACAGCUUUCAUCCUCCUCAUUCUAGCUUUGUAAACUCAUGGGAUCAGCAAAACCUUAAAGAACAGCAUGAUAAGAAUGGUGGUGUCAAUGGCUUGGGCACAGGCCAGAGAUUUGAGAGAGAGGACUCUCUGGGUUCGAUUGGUUGGAAGCAUUUGAAAUGGACCCGUUCUGGAAGCUUGUCCUCGCGGGGUUCUGGUUUCAGCCAUUCAAGUAGUCCCAAGAGCGUGGGAGUGGAUUCCAGUGAAACAAAGGCUGAGGUAAAGCUCGGGAAUGUCACACCAAUAUUGUCUCCGUCCGGUGAUGCUGCUGCCUCUGUGACAUCUGCCGCUCCAGCCGAAGAGACAAGUUCUCGGAAGAAGCCACGUCUUGGAUGGGGUGAGGGGUUGGCAAAGUAUGAGAAGAAGAAAGUUGAAGUCCCUGUUGAUGAGGCAAUCAAAAAUGGUGUGGUCACUAGCAGUAAUACAGAGCCUGUGUACACUCAAGUCUCAAAUCUGGCUGAUAAAAGCCCCAGAGCGUCAGGUUUUUCAGACUGUGCAUCUCCUGCUUCUUCUUCCUCAGUUGCGUGCAGUUCCUUGCCAGGUAAAAUGCACAGUUUAGUUUAGUGUUUUUUCCCAAGAUGAAUUGUUCUCCUUGCAUGGUUGGAAUUAUCCACAGCAUUCAAAGUUCUAACAGGACCUGAGUUUCCUG